AGUAUUGUUCACAAAAGUGAAUUUCGACCACUCGAAGCAAUGGUGCUAACAGUUUUGAGCUCACAGUUACUGGAUAGGAGGGAAGUUCUAGUCUGUAUUAAAAUCUGCGGUUUUUUGUUGAUUCCAUGUUGUUUAUUAUGUUCAUAUCAUAGAUAAAGGAUAUAACCUGCAAUUCAAUGAAUCUGUCAAUCUGUAAUCUACAGCAAUUUUAGAAUAAAAUAUCAUUAACUAAGAACAAUAAAGUCAUAUUACGAUAUCACAAAACGAAAUGACAACUUAUAACACAGAGUUUGAGAUUGUUAUUGGUGUAUUACUGUUGUAUUAGAUUUUGCUGGUGUUUUACAAUCAUAAAGUGUCAAGGUUAUGUUUCUACUCAUCAUUGUAAAACUUGUGUGGAAAAAAUAAAUUAUAAAAAAUUUAAAGGAGUAGUAGACGUAAACGUUUAAUGAUAAAAAAAAAUGAUAUGUUGUGCAUAAAACUGUUCGAUAUUUAUUUCUAAACAUAAUCUGCAACGUUACUUUCUAGAGUUUAAAUGAAGUUGAUCUUAUUCAUUUUCUUUUCCAAUGUUUAAAUAUAAAGUGCAGAUUUUAAAAAAAAUUAUUUCAGGUACCAAUAAUGGCCUUGAUAAAAAUUCACGAAGAUAUGGAGACUGCAAACUUCCUCUUAAAAUGGAAAAUGUGUUAGUUGUGUCCAAAUUGUCUCGAUUGGAAUAUGAAAGAUCGAAAUUUAAAUAUAUAAGUGAAGAUGAAUUAAAAAAAGAACUAGUCAGUAGAGGUACCGAUUAUAAUAGUCUUCUCUAUAAUCAUGAUUUGCAUAAAACAUUUGAGAAUAAAGUUGUUGAAAGUUUUAAAAGUUUUAAUGCUGUUGUAAAAGUGGUUAACAGAUUUAGUUUAAAAGAGGAGCAGACUGAGUGGGCCGAUGUAGUUGUGCCUGCUGGUGGUGAUGGUACUUUUUUACUUGCUGCCAGUAGAGUAAAAAAUAAUUUAAAGCCUGUGAUUGGAUUUAAUUCUGAUCCAAGAAGAUCUGAGGGGCAUUUGUGUCUUCCGAAAAAAUAUUCAUCUGAUAUAACAAAAGCUAUUGAUGAACUUAAAAAUGGAAAUUUUCAGUGGUUACUUAGAAGUAGGAUAAGAACUUCCUUAUUUUGCCAAAGCAAGAAAUUAGUGCCAAAAUAUUUACACAUUGUUGAAACUCCAGAAGAUGCUUAUUCAUGUGAACCCACCUACAAAUAUGCUGAAGAUAUGGGGACAAUUCUACCUUUUCUAGCAUUAAAUGAAGUUUUUAUUGGAGAAUCUUUAGCGGCCAAAGUAUCACAUUUAGAAAUGUAUUUAAAUGACAGUGAAGAAUCAACUAAUCUGAAGAGCUCGGGUCUUUGUGUUUGUACUGGUACUGGCUCAACAUCAUGGCAUAUGAGUAUCAACCGAAUACCAGUGCAAACAGUUGCCGAGUUGCUAAGGCUAAUGGACAUUGAAGCUACAGAAGAUAAAGAUAGUUUAGCUACUGUUUUGGCCGAUAUUUACAAUCAGAAUCUACUGUUCAAUCCAGAUGAUCCUCGAAUGGGAUACACUGUAAGAGAAUUAAUUUCGGUUGGAGUUUGGCCUCAACCAAAAGGUCUUAAACCUAGGGGUUUUGUUAAUAAAAUUCAAGUCAGGUCUAAAUGUAUAGACGCAUGCCUAGUGGUAGAUGGAGGAGUUUCUUAUGAAUUUAAUGAUGGCGUUGUGGCUGUGUUAGAAAUUAAACCUGAAGAUGCACUUCGAACAGUCAUACUGACAGAUUAAUGGCUUUUUACAUGUUUAGUUAUCUAGGUUUAAAAAUUUAAACGAGAUAUUUUAUAAAUAUUACAAGAUAAUGUACAGUUUUGCAAAGAAAUAAUUCAUUAAGGACAACUUAGUGCUUUUACAAUGCAUUUUAUGUAUACAUAUAGGGAUAUAAGAUAUACAUUACAAAUAAUUUACUUAUUGAUAGAAAAUAUGAUUUUAUUAUUGUGCAACUCAUUUUUAAUUACACAUAAGAAAGGUACAAAAUGUUUACGCUGUAUUGAUAAUCAACGGGAAACACUGUACAUUUUAAACAUCUUUAUACGAAACAAAUAUAUAUUUUUUUAUGAGA
Messenger RNA from Agrilus planipennis (emerald ash borer), 2106 nucleotides. RefSeq names its product NAD kinase 2, mitochondrial (gene Nadk2). Gene Ontology annotation, biological process: NAD+ metabolic process; NADP+ biosynthetic process. NCBI's taxonomy places the organism in Eukaryota, Metazoa, Arthropoda, Insecta, Coleoptera, Buprestidae. Gene Ontology annotation, molecular function: NAD+ kinase activity. Gene Ontology annotation, cellular component: mitochondrion. The record is from RefSeq and is a predicted model, not a curated record. The coding region runs from base 564 to 1775 and encodes 403 amino acids. The transcript is spliced from 6 exons.